This is a messenger RNA of Mustela lutreola (European mink), 3854 nucleotides long. RefSeq names its product L-amino-acid oxidase-like. The coding region runs from base 204 to 1742 and encodes 512 amino acids. NCBI's taxonomy places the organism in Eukaryota, Metazoa, Chordata, Mammalia, Carnivora, Mustelidae. The transcript has 7 exons. Gene Ontology annotation, molecular function: L-amino-acid oxidase activity; polyamine oxidase activity. Gene Ontology annotation, biological process: amino acid catabolic process. The record is from RefSeq and is a predicted model, not a curated record.
UGGAAACCCCAGAAAAUCUAGAGGAAGAGGGGGAAAAAACGAAACACUCCUCAGCCAGAGAUGUCUGCCCAGCCUGCUGGGGGAGACCCUGAGAAGGGCAGGAAGGGCAUCGUCCUCCAUGGGAGCUCCUGGCCAGAAUCCCGACCUUGGACAGAUGUACAGUGGAACAGUAGGCUCACGGAAUCCUGAUCCUGGGGCUCCUGAUGGCUACUUCUAGCUGCCUUGGCUUCUUGGAGGACCUGUUCACGUGCUUUCAGGACCCCGAAUAUGAGUCCAUCCUCGUCACAGCGCAGAAGGGGCUCCACGCCUCCCCGCUGCCCAAGCGCGUGGUAAUAGUGGGAGCUGGCAUGUCAGGCCUAGUGGCGGCCAAGGCCCUACAGGAUGCUGGCCACCAGGUAACCAUCCUGGAAACCAGCAACCGCAUCGGGGGUCGAGUUAGCACAAUCAGGAACAAGGAGGAGGGCUGGUACCAUGAACUGGGGCCCAUGCGAAUCCCAGAGUCCCACAGGCUGAUUCACACCUACAUCAAGAAGCUUGGCCUGAAGCUGAACAAGUUCAUACAGUAUGAUGGCAACACCUGGUACCUCAUCAAUGGACGACGCCAUCGUAGCAAGGAGGUCCAGGACCAUCCAGAGAUCCUGGGCUAUUCCUUGAGCCCAACAGAGGAGGGCAAAAGCCCUACAAAGCUCUUCCACCAGUCCAUUGCCAAGGUCAAAGAAAAUUUUGAAAAUUUCAACUGCAGUCAACUGCUAUCCUUUUAUGAUUCUUACUCCACCAAGGCUUACUUGGUGAAGGAAGGAGAACUGAGCGAAGGAGCAGUAAAGAUGAUCGGAACUGUGAUGAAUGAGGAUUCUGGAUACUAUAAGUCCCUCCUAGAGUCCCUGCGGAGUAGCGUCAUCUUCUCCCAAAGUAACAACUUUUCUGAGAUCACCGGUGGCUUCGACCAGCUCCCCAAAGCCCUCAGUGCUACCCUGAAGACUGGAACCAUCCGCCUGGGCUCCAGCGUGGAGACGGUAGUGAGGGAUGGGUCCAAGGUCCGAGUUUCCUACCGGGUGGGCAAGCCCGGUUCAGUGCUGAACCACCUCACUGCGGACUUUGUCAUCCUUACGGCCUCAGCCAAGGCCACACGCCUCAUCACCUUUAAGCCACCGCUCUCCCAAGAUAAGAGGGAAGCACUCCGCUUGGUGCAUUACACCAGUGCCACCAAGGUGAUCCUGACCUGUGAGGAGCCCUUCUGGGAGAGGGAUGGCAUCCGAGGUGGGUACUCUGUCACCGACCGGCCCUCGCGCUACAUCUACUAUCCCAGCCACAGCUUCCCCAAUGGCAAGAGCAUCCUGCUGGCCUCCUACACCGUAGAUGACGACUCCCUCUUCUUCACCUCCCUAACACAUGAGCAGAUAGUGGAUGUGAUCCUGGAGGACCUGGCAGCUGUGCACCAGAUACCCAAGGAUGAGCUGCGGCGUAUAUGCCCCUCUUCUGCGGCCAAACGCUGGUCUCUGGACCCCCUCACCUUGGGCGCCUUUGCUGAGUUCACACCCUACCAAUUUAUUGACUAUUCACAGGAGCUCUUCAAGCCCGAGGGCCGCAUCCACUUUGCAGGCGAGCACACCUGCACGCCUCAUGGCUGGAUAGACACUGCCAUCAAGUCCGGCCUUCGGGCAGCCAGGAAUAUCCAGGCCGCUGUGGAUAAGGAGGCCACGGGAGAGCAGAAGACCUUCCCUAACACCCAGAACCAGGUCUAACCCAGGAAAGAAAUCCCCGAGGGAACCUGGCAGGAAAAGUGCUGGGGGGUAGGAGCUGGAGGCAGAGACCCAGGAGAGAGGUCACCAUUCAUCCCCCUAAUCCACAAGCAAGAAUCCCAAAAUGCCAAAGAAUCAUCUGGCAAGUCCACAAAGAAUCACCCCCUUUCCAGUUUCUCUCCCAUGCCCGGCCUUGAGGAGGGAAGCAAUGGAGUCAGCGUAUAUGGAGCGUAAGGAACAAAUCAAGGAUGGUAAACGCUAGCAUCAGCUGUUAGCUUGGAUUACAAGCAAAAGAGAAACGCUCCAAUAAACCCAAAUUUCUGUCAUAUACAACUAAAAGCUUCUAAAGGAACAAACCCCAAACCGCAGCAAUGUUAAACCCAUAGUGCACGUAAACCCCAUUAUUGGGUGCCUGAGCUGGGGGCCUCACAUCUUGGCCCAACAUGGAGUCUAGAUGGAUGGGAGAGUUAAGGGCUCUUGUCUGUUCUUUUUGAGUUUGCAAGAGCAGGAUCUUGGCUUCCCUGAGACACCUCCUGGCCCUCCUGGAGACUUUUCUUCUCCACUCUUACCUCCCCAUCACCAACCAGACACCCCUCCCCACCUCUGCCUGUCCAGCCUACACAUCUCCCUGGGAGGAGACAAAAUUCAUUCUCCAUACUCCCCUCUGCUCUUCUUUAACAGAAGAGUCCUGUCCUUCCAGACCCAGCUAACUUAUUCCCCCUCCCCAAAUCCUCUCUUAACAGCCACACCCAAACCCCAGGGAUCUUUCCCUCUCUUAAACCUCCACCCUUCCUCCUUAGAGUCCUAAAUGUUUGGACUGUGGGUCUUCUUAUGUUGUUACACAAUUACUUUCUGAAAGGGCAUAUUAUCUGCCCAUCUACCCUGAGAGCCCCAAGUGCUGGGGUCAUAUCACAUAUGCUUUGGUUAAUUUUCCCCCCAAAACACUACGUAUAUGCUCUUUCCCUAACCCUCUCAAUAAAUAUUCAUUUUGCAUCUACCAUAUAUCGGGCAAUGUGCUGAAUGCCAGAUACAAAGAAUAAGCAAAGUUAUGCCGUUGAAUCCAACCUCCAACCCUACCUGGGACCCCAUACCUCCAAUGAUCAGCUCCCAAACACAGCUCAUUUUUUAUCCCAAUUUCUUGGGUAUCUGGGCCCAAUCAUGCAAAAGGAAGAACUAAGUAGAAGGGUACUCCCUUUCCUUGGAGAAUUAGGGUGGCCCUGGAAGACUCUGAAGACCAGCUUGAUGCAGGUAAUGUUAUGUCUUGAGACUGGUGCAUUGCGUGGAAGGAAGGGAAUAAAGAAACAAGACUCACAUUUUCUUACUGCAUUGUUAAAAUCCCAGCUGGCUUUAUUCCGGCUUUUUACUCACCCCUAGAUUAGUCAGGGCCUUUUCGGUUACAGGUGCUAGAAACCAAACUCAGAAAUGAAAUGUUUUAGCUCACCUAUCUGGAAAGUCCAGGGUAAAACUCACUUCAUCCAGCCCGACUGGGUUUAGGAGUUAAUUCAUUGUCAUUAAGGUUCUCUCUCUUUCCGCUUCUUGACCCUUAGCUAACUUAGUUUCCGUAUUGAGUUAAAUAAUGUUCCGCCAAAAAUUCAUUUCCACCCCCCCAAACCUGUGAAUGUGAUCUUAUUUGGAAAUGGGGUCUUAGCAGAUUUAAUCAAGUUAAGAUGAGGUCUGUACUGUAGUAGGGUGGACCCUAAUCCAAUAACGGUAUCCUGAGAAGAGGGAAGUUUGGACAGAGACACACACAGAAGGAAGACUGCCAUGUGAGGAUGGAGGCAGGUGGAAGUGAUGCGUCUACAAGACAAGGAAUGCAAACGAUUGCCAGCUACCUCCAAAUGCCAGUAGAGAGGCAUGGAAGAGAUUCUUCCUCAGAACUACUAGAAGGAACUGACCCGGGUGACACCUUGAUUUUGAACUUCUUUGAGUACCGUGAGAAAAUAAAUUUUUGCUGUUUUAAGCCAUCGGAUUGUGUAGUAAUUUGUUAUGGCAGCCCUAGCAAACUAAUACAGCCUCCUUCCUUGUUCUGGCAACAAAAUGUUCUGAAUCCAUUUGGAGGUCAGAAGCAACUCUAAGGUUGUAUCUUCAUAGGUGGUCAUCCAAGGGGAAAGAAAG